AUGGGUGAGGAGGAUGAGGCUACUAGCAGUGAGGAGCAGUCAGUCACUCGCUGCGAGGUGGCUGAAGGAGGCGAGGACGAAAAGGAUGAGUGUACUUCAGCUGUCAGUGAAGGUAAAGCUGCUACCUCCUCUGCUAAUACAGGUAACCACAUUCUUGUGGUUGGUGAUUCACAGGUUAGAUAUAUGGACCGUGCUUUCUGUGACAGGAAUAAGAAGCCAGCUAGUGAGGAGGCAACAGCUGGUGCAGACGGAACAAUGAUGGCAGAGGAGCAAAAAUGGGUGCUGGAGGGCAUCAUAGUGGGCUUGGUGCAUAUCAAAACACUCACAGAGAAUUUUGACAAAGUCAUCAAGAAUCAAAUUGCUCGAGCUGCCUACAGGAAAGUCCAGCGAGCAUGCAAGGAGGCAGUGAGUGAGGAAGGUCAUCCAGUAUGGGAUGCAGAUUAUGACCACCACCUGGGAGCCACAGACACUACACACUACGGCAAGCCCUGCAUUAUCACAUUGCAAGAUGACACACUCACGGUGCAGGAGGGAGAAAGUAAUGUGCUGGUGGUGAGCCUGGAAUGUGUGAGUGUAGCCAUGACAGCCCCAGGGGACCUGUGUCGCUUGGUGCUUGUGGCAGCUCCUAAACAGCACGUCUUCACUCUGGGUCCUCAUGCCCACAACCUCGUCCUCAUCCUCACCGUCUCCUCCCUGCUGCUACUUGGAAAAUUUCUGAAUGCCAUGUGUAUCCUCAAUCCCAAGCUCAGAUGCCCGGGCGCUGAUGAUUCUUCUAGUGUGCCGCCACCCAAGCCACUGCGAGCAUCCCAAAGAAAAAAAUCCCGAGACUGUCCUUCUGAGGAGACUCAACAGCUGUCAGAAGAUGAACCCCCUAAACUAACUCGUAAGCUCUCUCAAAUAUUCCGAGAUAACAUGACAAAAACUCCGGGUUCGAACUCGGCGCAAGACCCGGGGUCGAACUCCCCGGCUCUGGACAAGAGUUCCAACACACCGGCACAAGAUGGGGAGAGCUGUGCCGCAGAAGUGUCACCAAAUUCGAAUGGACAUUAUCCUCUUCGAGGGCAGCUGAGUAAAACGCGAGCUCAGGACUGUAACUCGGGGUAUUACGAUGAGGUGCCGUCAGGACCACCAAGAAAGGUAUCGGAAGCAGAAUCGGAAGGAGGAGAAGAACUUGCCCAAAAUGUUGAACAAAGUGUUUAGCAUUAUGACCAAAGUAGUGUUGAACAAUCUGACCAUAAACUUAAUAAGAGUGUUUAAAGAGCUUGAGAGUGCAGAGAUAAAUUACAAUUAUAUUGAAUAAAAGUCACAAUAAAGUGUCUGGAAAAAAUUCAAUGAACCUACCCUUUGGAAAUGAAAACUGGACUAAGUUUCGAUCUGUCCGCGAGUGAGAAAAUAAAACAAAGAAGAGGCCAGAACAUUUAAAUUCCAAUUUGUGGGGUUGUCGUGACUGUUGCUUCGAUUUUUAUUAAUGUUCCACAGUAAUCCAAUGAUUAUACAGCAACAGAGGUAAUGAGAGUUAUUAAAAAUACAACACAAGGUCAGGAAGAAGCUUCAUUAAUCGCUUUCCUAAAUAUCGGUAGACUGUCCCUUAAAAGUUGAAGGGAAAGAGAUGCCUUCAUGAUAUUGAGGAAUCUUAUUACAAUGAAUUUAAACUACACUGCCCUUCCUUGGACCAUUUCCCAGACAUUGUACGGGAAAUAAUUACAAUAAUAAUAAUAAUAAUAAUAAUAAUAAUAAUAAUAAUAAUAAUAAUAAUAUAAUCGUUACAUUGGAUGCCCUGCUGUUCUUGCAUUACUAAAUGUUUCUGAUUGCUAAUUGCUUAUAUGCUUAAACAUGUGCAUUUAACUGCAUAUUAUGAUCCUGCCUUUAAGGGCUCUUGAUCCAUGGAAUUCGAGCUUUUUCCUUCCUUUCUAUUCUUCGGGAGCAGUAUGACCCCUACGGGUUUAACACUUCCCAUGAAUAUCUCCUAAUACUAAAAUUUACAAUAUGGAUUAGGCAUAUUUUUAUCUUCCCCGCCACAUGUUUAAGGCUUAAUAAAGGUGCUGUAAUUCAAUUUUGUGUCGUUUGUAUAUGUAUAUACAGCUGUAUUUAUAUUUAUAUACAUAAUGUUAAUAUAC
Cherax quadricarinatus is the source of this 2117-nucleotide messenger RNA. The record is from RefSeq and is a predicted model, not a curated record. Lineage: Eukaryota; Metazoa; Arthropoda; Malacostraca; Decapoda; Parastacidae.